This is a messenger RNA of Pundamilia nyererei, 3694 nucleotides long. Its product is annotated as Scm polycomb group protein like 2. Gene Ontology annotation, cellular component: nucleus. Lineage: Eukaryota; Metazoa; Chordata; Actinopteri; Cichliformes; Cichlidae. The record is from RefSeq and is a predicted model, not a curated record. Bases 249 to 2378 code for a protein of 709 amino acids. The transcript has 16 exons. Gene Ontology annotation, biological process: negative regulation of DNA-templated transcription. Gene Ontology annotation, molecular function: histone binding; chromatin binding.
UCCUCCUGCAGUCAGUCCCCGUGUCGUAGCUGUACUCUCCUCUCAGCACAAUCUUUGGCAUAUAUUACGUACGUGUAAGGAUACACUACAUUCGUGAAAAAAUGGCAGCUGACGAAUAGAAAAAAAGUGGAUCUUCAGUCGAAAAAAGAAGGCACUUGACAAACUUUCAGAGAAUACGGAAACAAGUCGGUUGAUCAUCUGGCACCUUGUUCAUCACCAUAAAAGUGCCACAUUGGUCAUCUGUCACCAUGGGGAAAACGCCGCUAAAAGAUCAGAAAGAAGCCAAAAAAGAGAAAUCAGAUGCUUUUAGCUGGGAAGAAUAUCUCAAGGAAACAUCAUCGAUACCAGCACCAGCAACCUGUUUUCGUCAGGUUAGAGUCCCACCUACCAACGACUUCAAGGUGGGAAUGAAGCUUGAAGCUCACGACCCACGCAACUCCACCUCAGUUUGCAUUGCCACAGUGAUGGGCAUUACUGGGGUCCGUCUGCGCCUCCGUCUGGACGGCAGUGAUAACAGCAAUGACUUCUGGAGACUAGUCGACUCCUCUGAUAUCCAGCCUAUCGGCACCUGUGAGAAGAAUGGAGAUAUGCUGCAGCCACCGCUGGGAUUUCGGAUGAAUGCCUCCUCUUGGCCCAUGUUUCUGCUGAGAACCUUAAAUGGAGCAGAGAUGGCACCAGUAACAGCCUUUAAAAAGGAACCACCAAGACCCCCUCAGAAUAGCUUUAAGCCAGGCAUGAAGCUGGAGGCGGUGGACAAGAAGAACCCGUACCUCAUCUGCCCCGCCACAAUUGGAGAAGUGAAGGGCGAUGAGGUCUUCAUCAUGUUUGACGGUUGGCGGGGCGCCUUUGACUACUGGUGCAAGUAUGACUCCCGAGACAUCUUCCCGGUAGGCUGGUGCUCCCUCACUAAGCACAGCCUUCAGCCACCCGGCAACAGUGUUACUCUGCCGAAGCACCUGCAGAUUCUUCCCUCGUCACCCUCUAAACCGAGUCGGCGAUCCAUGCAGUCCCCCUACAGACUCCCCAAUCCUCUGCCCCCUUUGCCGGUCAGGAAGGGGGUCAGAGGCCGUCGGCCCAAGAGCGAGACCAUCGCUCUCCUCAAAGCGGUGGCCGAGGCAGCCGCGGCCCAAAAUGGGUCUGUACCUGAAAACACACAGCUGGUACCCCGAGUUCACAAGAAGAGAGGACCCAAACCAGGAAGCAAGAGAAAGCCCAAAAUGAUCCAAGGCUCCACACAGCUGCCGAGCAUCCAGGUGCCACAGGAAAGUCCUGCCAACCUAAACUCAGUGGUUUCGACAGUGUGUGUGUACGUUAAUAAGCACGGAAACUGCGGACCCCACCUGGACAGGAAGCAGAUGCAGCAUCUACCUGACCACUUUGGACCAGGUCCAGUGAACUCUGUGCUCCAGCAGGUCGUCCAGUCAUGUAUAGACUGUGCAUACCAGCCUAAAGUCCUGCUCAGCGCUCUGCAGAAUGACUCGGGCGGAGGGGAGGUCGUCAAAGUGAGAACAGAUGGUGGAGUCCGUGUGGUCAGGCUACCGUCAGCUUCCAGUGCUUCCUUUGUACUGCGCUUCCUGGAGACCAUGUGUCGUCAUCUGCAGUGCGACAACCUGUUCAGCAGCCAGCCGUUCAGCCACUACUCGGCUUACGAGAGGAAGAAAUCAGUGAAAGAAGAGGUGAUGGACGCGCCAUCACUGGCAAGAGGGAGUAAACGAAGUCUCUCUGGAGUCUCUCCACCGUAUGCAGCGCCGCUGUCUCCUAAACAUUUACGUGCUGAAGCUCAUCCUUCAGAAGCAGAGACUCUGCCCCAUGAAGAGAACGGCUUAAUAAAGGAGCAGCGCUACAUGGACUCCGCCUCCAACUCCACAGAGACUCUGCCCCAUGAAGAGAACGGCUUAAUAAAGGAGCAGCGCUACAUGGACUCCGCCUCCAACUCCAUGACCCCGCGACCCCAGACUAUGCGGAGUUUCUUGGAGUACCACUCCCAGGCCAGCAGCCUCUACCAUCACAGCAGCAGCACACCGAUGCGCCGCCUUUCGUCUAACCCUGCAGAAAUGAGCUCCACACAACCCCUCAGAAGAGUCGAAGCUGCCAGCUCCACCACAGGUCCCGAGGCUCUGGCGUCUGAGAGGGAGAGUCUGCAGUUCCCCAGCAAAAACCCCUCCUCCUGGUCCAUCGAAGAGGUGAUGCAGUUCGUCAGGGAUGCCGACCCCACAGCUUUGGCACCUCACGCUGAGCUCUUCAGGAAACAUGAGAUUGAUGGCAAAGCUCUGAUGCUCUUGCGGAGCGACAUGAUCAUGAAGUACAUGGGUCUGAAACUGGGGCCCGCACUGAAGCUCUGCCAUCACAUAGAGAGGCUGAAACAAGGCAAACUGUAACUACGAGAUCCCGGCAGAACCCACGAGCAAUAAGCCCCGAGAGAGCCGGCGUUUGCAUACUGACUCAUGGGGCACACAGGGGUUACAUGUUACUCCAGACUCCACCUGGAGGGAGCGGAUAGAUGUUACAACGUCAUCCCGACUUUGCGAGUGGAGAAAGUGUGCCGUGCAUUGCUGACACAUUACCUCAUCCCCUCAUCAGUGAACAAAAAGCUGUUCGGCUCUCAUAGACAUGCUGACUCUGAAAUCCCAAAGGAAAAUAAUCCCCGUAGUGUUUACAUUGCACAUGUGCGCACAUUUUCUGUCUUUUUUUUUUUUUUUUUUAAAUGGAGGAGAAAUCUUUUGAUCCUGGUUUUGGAUCCCCCAAAGAUGGUGAAUGUUUCUUCUUAUAUCAAUUGUUAUUGUUAAAUCGAUAAGGAAGGGUUGGUAUACCGAGAAAAAGAUCCAUCAGAUAUUCCUCCACAGGGUUUGAAUGCUAUUUUUAUUUUAUUUUUUAUCAUGUAUAGCGGUUUAUCUGCCUGCCUGAAGAAUAUGAACCCAUUCCACUUCUUUCACACGAGCUUUCUUUGCCUUGAACUUUGUCGGCGUCAAGGCGAUUAUGUUAUAUUCUGAUGUUUCCCACGAGUGUCUGGCAGAAUCAGCUCCUGCUGCAAGGCAUUCUCGGUGGUCUCCAAACCGUCUGCAUCCCAAGCACACGCCAGUUGAGGGUUUAUCAAUUUCAACGGAUGGGAAUGUUUAGGAAGUGCAAAUCGGACAUUUCUAAGGGCUUUCUUUGUUAAGUUUGACUUAAUAUUUUUAUCAGUCGUGUCAUUUAAGCUCAUCGGUCCGACCUCAGUGUUGUCACUUUCGACCAUUACAAUCACUGUUAGCAAUGAAAACAGAUGUGUACAGUUUUAUGGGUUUAACCAUGAAUAUCAGCGACAGAAUGUACAUUUUGUAGAAACGUAAUAUUUUAAGGAAAUAAGUUAGAAAUGUGAAGAUAAAGGGGGAUGGGGGUUCUUCUUUUUAAUAGUUAACGCAGUGCUUUUAGUUCAAAUACUCCCAGUACUAAACUCUGCCUUGCUUUACCUACAAUAUUUCUCAGGUUUAUGUGAUCUUUGUUAGUACAAGAUUUUGUAGCAUACUGUUUAUAAUAUACUUCCUGUUACCCUCUUCCCUUACUUAAAGACUUGUGCCAUAUAAAUAGUCAACACAUGAUCCAAGUGCUGUUGAUUUCUUUCCCUUCUUGCAUCUUCUUUAAACUACUUGAAAAAAGUGUUGCAAAACAUCACUUGUCCAUUACAAGUCAUCACACCAGAUAAACAAUGUGUUUAUGA